Styela clava is the source of this 2326-nucleotide messenger RNA. Its product is annotated as RNA-binding protein 48-like. The record is from RefSeq and is a predicted model, not a curated record. Gene Ontology annotation, cellular component: nucleoplasm. Gene Ontology annotation, molecular function: RNA binding. Lineage: Eukaryota; Metazoa; Chordata; Ascidiacea; Stolidobranchia; Styelidae.
GCUUGAUCAACAUAUUACAGUAUUACCCGUGCUCAUGUAAAAACUUCGAUACUAUAACAUCUGUCUUGGCCAUUUCUAGCGUCCUACUGCGUACUGCAGUACUGUGUUUUUGUACAUGAAUCAUUCGAUGUUUAAAAAGUACUUGCUAUAUACAGUUAUAAGUAUAACGUUAUAUCUUCUUCAUGUCAUUCACCUUUUGUAAUGCAAAUCUUUAUAUCUGAAUUUUUUUGGCUAUGUAUAUUAAUAUAAUGUUAUUCUUUUACAAUAAUAAUAUUUUGUCACUAUCUUAAACUGCGAAGAUAGUAUUGCCGAAAUUAUGUUUAGUCUUUUUUGUCAUCAAGGGUACCAUUGUAAAAAUCAUAUUCUGGCCAAAAAUCUAUUGGAAUUUCAGAAUUUGGAGUGUGGAAGGUUUUAAAUAUUUAGAAUGAAUUGCAAAAACAUUAUCGAAUGCUUCCCCAUUAUAAGAGUCUGAAAGUUUCCAGUUGCAUUGAAUUAGAAUACAUAUUUUGAGAUGUUCAUAUUGAUCCCAUUUAGCUAUGUCUGAUCACAUUUGCAUAAGCAAUGACAAUAAAAUUACCUACUAAGAAAAAAAUAUGAGAAUAUGGUUACUAUUAUUGGUUCAAAUCAAUUGGUUCAUUUAUUGUAAUAUUAAUUUUUUUUAUUAUUUUAUUUGCAGUUUCAUUCACGUCCUGAAAGAGUUUUCUUUACAUUUUGUUUAAUGUCUAUUGUGUGAAUUGUUUUGUGAAAGUAUAAAAUAAGCAAUUUUAUUUUAGAAUUUAUACUCAAUAGUACCAGUGUUGUUUUGUUUUGGGUAAUAUGACGACCAUCGAUGAUGAGAACGGAGAUCUUGAAGAAAGUAUAGAAAAGCUUCCGACCCAUCACAAGAAACUUGAGUAUUGUUUAACGAGGAGGGAAUACCGAAAAGGAAAACGUUCUACAGCUGUUAAGGUUUUCACUGUUAAUUCGGAAUCUCAAUACAUCAUGGUGAGAAAUGUACAUGCUACGGGCCUAGAAAAAGAAUUGGUGAAUCUUUUUUCAAAGUAUGGCACAGUAGUUAAGUGUGAAACUAUUGAUGAAUAUCCAAAAGAACCAUUUACACAAGUCUUUCUGGUAAAAUUUCAAGAUAUACAAGCUGCCAGAGUAGCGAAACGUAAAUCAGAUGAGAUGUAUUUUUUUGGAUCGAUGUUGCAUGUUUUUUAUGCACCUGAACAUGAAACAGUGGAUGAGACGAGAAACAAAUUAAUGCAAAGAAGAAUAGCUGUUGUCUCUAGACUUCGUAAUUUAGCAAAAGAAAAAAAUCAUAAGCAUAAAGGCCGAGACAAAGUAUCCAAAGAGUUUGAAACGCCAGGACAUACAAAAAGUUCAAUGCUAUCUGAUAAGAUCAAACUUAAGGGUGAUAUUUCUUCAAGGGGAAAUUUUGCAAAAUUGACGUCUUCAAUGCUUUGCACUGAGUUUUUGCCUGCUACCUCAAAGAAACGAUUGCUAAUUCCACAACAACCAACUAAUAAUUUUCUCCAUCAGCAUAAAGAUGGAAAUAUGGCACCAAGUAGUGUAAAUACUGACCAAAGUAAUCAAGCAAGUUCAAGCAAACCCAAAUUUACAGUAAAGCCAGGGUAUAUUCGUCCGAACAAGUCGUGAUAGUAACAAGUGUUGGCAUCUUCCGAAUUUAGAUGAAUUUGCAACAAUGAAGAAAGUGAAUAUUUAUCUUGCAAAUGAUGGUCAGAAACAAAGAUUUCAGAUGUCAUCAAGGUUUGAAGACCAAUACAAUCUGUGAUCAAUUCCUAAUGUCGGAUAGGAGGCGUAAUUAUCCAAAAUAGAGGCUCCACAGUCUAUGCUGUUGCAGUGCAGACUUCACUAGAACUCAUAUAUCACUGAAAGAUGUGCAUCAAGAGUACAUGACCUUUUUUACUCCGCUUUGCCACAUUCCUGAUGACAAUUCUCUGGUACAGUAUGUGGGCCACCCAGCAUUUUGGUGGGCCUCCACAAUGAAUUUCAAUUGUGGCAGUGAUACACAAAAAAGUUUUAUGAUUCCAACAUUACAUAUAAAUUUUGUGCUAAAUGGUUUUUGUUCAUACAUCAAACGAUCAUACAUUAUGUUCAUUCCAACUAAACAAAUUAAAUGUCUCUUGAUAAGUUCAUUACAAGGUUAAAUUUGAAAUUUCCUAUGAAAUAGUUGGGCCUUGAUACCUUUUUCAUUACUUAUUGAUCUUAAGAUCGGUAAGUAUGUUGAUAGGUAUUUGUCUGUCUGUUUGUUUGUCUGUUAGAUGAACGCGAUAUCUCAAGAAGGCGGAGUUGAAUCUGCUGAAUCAAAUUUUGCAUGUGCAUU